GAAUUGCAAAAUGUAUUCAGUUCCAAUCCACCGCUUUACACGACAAAAGUGCCCUUCUAUAAGCAGUAUUUUUGUCGCGCAUUUACGCUUGUUCACUUAUUCUUAAUUCCCUUACCCUAAUCCACCGUAUCCACAAUGAUGCUGGCAGUAAUUGCAGUUGUUUCUUUGUUCGGCUGCAUAACGGCGCAUGAUCACGGGUUUUCUUUCAAAUCUGUGCCUGUCGCCAGUGCUGAUGAGUUUGGGCUGGAUGAUUUGGUCCAAGAGUACCACUUCCACACCUACUUCGUCCAGACGAAUGCUGACAGCCGUCGCGAAGCCGAAGCCUUCCAUGCCCGCGUCAGUGCCAGCAUCCGGUCCGGUCAACUGGCCGCCCGUGCCGGCACCCUGGCCUACGGUCCACGCGGACCCCACAUGAUUGGCAAUUUCUACGCCUGGGUGCCUAGAGAAUCCUUCCAGAAAGCCUAUAAUUUCUACGCUCUGAAUCGUGGAAAUUUGACGGUGCUGAUCCAUCCUCUCACCAAGAUGGAAUUGCUAGACCACACUACCCGUGCAGUAUGGAUGGGCGUUCCCUUGCCUCUCGAUAUGGCCUGGAUUCGGGAAGAGUUAACUGAAGUGCCGCUGGAAUUCCCCGAACUGCAGUUGGGUUAUUCGGCACCAAAGAACCAGCUUAAGCGUCUGUAAAAUUUUUUAGAUUGUACCAAUGUGGUUUUUGUAAUACAUGAUCAUGAUACCGUGCAGCUGAUACUUGGGAAAAAUCUUGAAAUACGUGCAGCUUUUUUCCAGAAACGUGUAUCAUAUUCAUAUGCAAAUUAAAAUAUUAUUUGUAAA
Messenger RNA from Paramacrobiotus metropolitanus, 828 nucleotides. RefSeq lists its product as uncharacterized. The record is from RefSeq and is a predicted model, not a curated record. Lineage: Eukaryota; Metazoa; Tardigrada; Eutardigrada; Parachela; Macrobiotidae. The coding region runs from base 136 to 681 and encodes 181 amino acids. The transcript is spliced from 2 exons.